AUGGCUGGGACGGUUCUGUUGGCUUACUACUUUGAGUACACUGACACCUUCCCAGUACACAUCCAGGGCUUUUUCUGCUACGACAAGACCUUCUCCAAACCCUACCCCGGCCCGGACCACACCAGCAAGAUCCCCCCGGUGCUCAUCUACUCACUGGUCACGGCCAUCCCAACGCUCACGAUCCUGGCUGGAGAGCUCUGUGUCUUGUUCACUAAGGCAGAAGGGACUCAGGAGAAGACUAUCGUAACCGCAGACUGCUGCUACUUCAACCCCGUCCUGCGUCGCAUCAUCCGCUUCCUAGGCGUCUACGCUUUUGGGCUCUUCACCACCGCCAUCUUUGCCAACGCCGGUCAAGUGGUGACGGGAAACCAGAGCCCUCACUUCCUGUCUGCGUGCCGCCCCAACUACACAGCCCUGGGUUGCCAAUCUACUUUGCAGUACAUCACGGAGCGUCGUGCCUGCACCGGCAACCCGCUCGUGGUCAUGAACGCCCGGAAGUCUUUCCCCUCCAAGGAUGCAGCACUCAGUGUCUACUCCGCAGUGUAUACAGUGAUGUAUGUGACACUGGUGUUCAAGACAAAAGGCACGCGACUGACCAAGCCCACCAUCAGCCUGACCCUGCUCUGCUUGGCCAUGAUGGUGGGAGUCGUGAGAGUGGCUGAAUAUCGGAACCACUGGGCCGACGUGCUGGCUGGAUUUUUCACUGGAGCGUCCAUAGCCAUUUUCCUGGUGACCUGUGUGAUCAACAACUUCCAGCGCCUGCUGCCCAUUGGACCUCCGGCUCGAACCCAGCGGCCUGACUCCAUGCUGGGGGUUCCCAUGGUGACGCUGCCUUGUGUGGAGAGUCCUCUCGAAAAGUUAAGUGGUCCUCAGACUCCGCGGAGCUCUGCGUACAGCGAGAUCACAUGA
This is a messenger RNA of Knipowitschia caucasica, 909 nucleotides long. NCBI's taxonomy places the organism in Eukaryota, Metazoa, Chordata, Actinopteri, Gobiiformes, Gobiidae. The record is from the annotation of a GenBank genome assembly.